Messenger RNA from Brassica rapa (field mustard), 2372 nucleotides. Its product is annotated as pumilio homolog 18. Gene Ontology annotation, cellular component: cytoplasm. Gene Ontology annotation, biological process: post-transcriptional regulation of gene expression. The record is from RefSeq and is a predicted model, not a curated record. Lineage: Eukaryota; Viridiplantae; Streptophyta; Magnoliopsida; Brassicales; Brassicaceae. Gene Ontology annotation, molecular function: mRNA binding.
GUCAAACAAGAGUGUGACCUUUCCAUCAUUGGGAUAAUUACUGAUGUUAAACAACAUAUAGCUGAAUUUCACUUAAGUUAAUUCACACGUAACCAGUCGGAACUAAACAGGAUUUUGGGUUCUAUGAGCCUAUUGAUUCGAAGUCCAUCUACAAGUUGUCUUCAUUUUCGAUUCUUGAUUUUUUAAUUCUACACCGGGCCGGCAAUAAUUCUUAUUUCCUUUUGUAUAAUGAACUCUUGAAGCUAAAACUAUAUGGAGUUUUCUUCAUAAUGGCAUUCGAAAUUAUAUUUUGCAUUUGUGUAGUGUUUACAAGUUUAGACGACCACCUCUUUGUGUUACAGAUAAUUUACAAAUGUAAGGCCCUAAAAGAAAAACUCAAAGAAGACGAGUGCAUGAGUUAGUUUUUCACCAAACUCUGUUUAAAUAACUUGGACAGAUUGUCCCACUACCAUUUUUUUCAAGUAUCUUAUCAAACCUGAAAAUUUUACACAAUACUUCUUUGGCUCUUCAAAAGUCUCGACUUUUGUGAUGUAAAGAGGUGAAAGGAAUGCAUUAUGUAAAACUGUGUUGGGUUUGUUAUAACAAAAUGUAUAUCAAUAGCUUCAAGGGACUGUAAAGAAUACCAGUUUAAAUAAUUAUAUCAGCAGUUAAUUUUGCAUCUUCUGGACCAUCUCAUAUGAGUAUCACACUUUGAUUAAUCUGAAUAAAAAAGCAAUCGCAGAUAAGGAAACUAUUUGUAAACGAAAAAAGGAUAAUCCAUGACGCCGCCAGAUAAAUUUCCUUUUCCCAAAUGUAUUAGUAUUACUUGCUUUGUAAGUUGUAACUAGGAAAAUAAGAACCUAGCUAGUAUAAAUACACAUCGUUACACCACAGAUCUCAACACAUUCUCUCAUUCUCCAGAUAUCACAGACAGAGUAAUAUCCAUUCGGUAGAAUCAGCUAGCGUACUAAUACAAUGGCAAACAACAAUCCCUUUUCCAUGUCAACAAUGCUCAAAUCUUUACAAGAUCUCCGUUCCGCCACAGAGAAGGAUCCGGCGGUUCCUCCUCCGCCACAUGGCGUCACCCCCGCUCCUCCUCCGCCAUAUGGCCUCACCGCCGCUCCUCCUCCGGGAUAUGGCGUCACCCCCGCUCCUCCUCCGCCAUAUGGCGUCGCCCUCGCUCCUCCUCCGGGAUAUGGCGUCGCCCUCGCUCCUCCUCCGGGAUAUGGCGUCGCCCCCGCUCCUCCUCCGCCAUAUGGCGUCGCCCCCGCUCCUCCUCCACCAUAUGGCGUCACCCUCCCUCCUCCUCCCCCAUAUGGCGUCGCCCUCUCUCCUCCUCCGCCAUAUGGCGUCGCCCCCGCUCCUCCUCCGCCAUAUGGCGUCGCCCACGCUCCUCCUCCGGGAUACGCCCCACCGUUCCAGCCAUGUGCUUGCGGAUUAUGCGAUGAGUCGCCUUUGCAGUGGAUGUUCAACUUAAUGACUAGGAGCGAAGAAGAAGAUGCUGCGUAUCCGUUUAAAGUGUUUAUCUCGAACCUAGACAGAAGGGAGCUUCUAGGGGUGGCGUCUCUGCUGACGUCAGAUCCCGACUACUUCUUGGAGAUCGCAAGAAACAAGAACGGCUCCAACCGCCUUCAGAAACUCGUCGGAAAAUCAGAUGACGUGGACAACCUAAUCUGCGACGCUAUCUUGUACCGCUUCCUCCACGUCAUGACGGACAAGCACGCGUCCUACGUGGCGACGCGGGGGCUACGAGUGUUCGCCGGGAAGAAGAAAGAGUUCAUGUGCGAGGAACUUAUCCACCACGCGCUUCUCCUUGCGCGUGACCGACACGGCUGCGUCGCACUCAACGCGAUGUUAACCGACUUGGACCAUCCUUACUACAGAAACCAGCUGCUGGACAUAGUCGCGCACAACGCUCUCCCGCUAAGCAACGACACUUCAGGCAACUUUGUGGUGCAGCACGUGCUUAAACUGAACAAUCCGCGAACCAUGGGCAACGUGGCUCUCAGCCUACGUGGCCACUGUAUUGAUCUUUCGUUUAAGAAGUAUGGAAGCUACAUAGUGGAGCGGCUUUUGGAGGCGGACGAGUCGGUGGCUGUGGUGGUGAUGGAGCUUGUGGAGAGCAAUGGAGACAGGUUGAUGAGGCUGACGAGGAGUGAGUAUGGGAAUUACGUGGUGAACAAGGCACUGAAAGUCACGCAGAGGAGGAAGACUAGGGUUGAUCUGUUUCGAGGUUUGGUGCAGAAGCUCAUGCCUUUUCUCACGUUCUUGCGCAAAUCUCGUGGAAACAACAUUGCAGUGUUCUUGGAGUCGGUUCAUCAAACUGAAGUCGCUUAGUUUUUGUCUUAAAGUAGUUAACGAAAUCUAGUAGAUGUUUUUCUGUUUCCUUUGGG